CUCGUCCGCAACUCCGCACCCCGCACGGCGACGCCCCCGUCUCCCAGCGGCUACCGCCUUCGAUCCGGACCACCGUCCUCCUUCCCCACCCCCGCCCGGCGAGCCCAUUCGCCUCUCGCAAUGGAUACCUGCCCAUCGGUGAAGAACAUCCUCCUGCUCGACUCGGAGGGGAAGCGCGUCGCCGUGAAGUACUACAGCGAUGAUUGGCCCACGCUCUCCGCGAAGCUGGCCUUCGAGAAGUCGGUCUUCGCGAAGACCCAGAAAGCGAAUGCUGGCACAGAAGCUGAGAUUGUAAUGUUUGAUGGUCAAAUUGUCGUGUAUAAGUUCAUCCAAGACCUGCAUUUUUUUGUUACUGGAGGAGAAGAGGAGAAUGAGCUUAUUUUAGCAUCAGUUCUUCAGGGAUUCUCUGAUGCUGUUGACCAACUUCUCAGAAACAUUGUCGACAAAAGAACAGUACUCGAAAAUCUGGAUCUGAUCCUAUUGUGUCUUGAUGAAAUUGUUGAUGGAGGGAUUAUACUAGAAGCAGAUGGGCGUGUGAUAGCUGAAAAGGUGUCAGGUCAUGGAUUGGAGGGUGCUACAUCAGCUGAGCAGACUUUAGUUGCAGCCCUAACGACAGCAAGAGAGCACUUGGCCAAGUCUCUUCUCAUGUGAUGAUGUGCUUUGGUUUUGGGGGUGAAGAUGGAGUAUCAUUCUAUUAUUAUGUCUCAGAGAUAAUGCAUUUUUUCAUUAGCAACGGAGAAAGAAAAUGUAUGUAAUGGAUAUGUAGAAUGACAUGUUGCUUCCAACAUUCUGUUUGUUCAGUUUGCAUGUCUUCAAAGAUGUGUAAUAUGAUUCGUUGCAAUUUGAUUUGUUCA
This is a messenger RNA of Phragmites australis (common reed), 854 nucleotides long. RefSeq names its product coatomer subunit zeta-1-like. Bases 121 to 651 code for a protein of 176 amino acids. The record is from RefSeq and is a predicted model, not a curated record. The transcript has 6 exons. Lineage: Eukaryota; Viridiplantae; Streptophyta; Magnoliopsida; Poales; Poaceae. Gene Ontology annotation, biological process: retrograde vesicle-mediated transport, Golgi to endoplasmic reticulum; intra-Golgi vesicle-mediated transport; intracellular protein transport. Gene Ontology annotation, cellular component: COPI vesicle coat.